Molecule: messenger RNA, 504 nt
Organism: Medioppia subpectinata
Lineage: Eukaryota; Metazoa; Arthropoda; Arachnida; Sarcoptiformes; Oppiidae
Source: the annotation of a GenBank genome assembly
GUGAUCGGCGGUGACGGCAGUCUCACCGGCGCUAAUCUCUUUCGCCAGGAAUGGUCAUCACUUUUGGACGAGUUAUUGACCACAGCAAAAAUUACUGCCGAGAAGAAGGAGUUGUGCAGCCAUUUGCAUAUCGUAGGAAUGGUGGGCUCUAUUGACAAUGACUUCUGCGGCACUGAUAUGACAAUCGGCACCGAUUCAGCUCUACAUCGAAUUAUUGAAUCCAUCGACGCUAUUGUUACCACCGCUUCCAGCCAUCAGCGAACGUUUAUUCUGGAGGUUAUGGGUAGACAUUGUGGGUAUUUGGCAUUAGUGGCAGCGCUGGCCAGUGAAGCGGACUUUGUGUUUAUACCGGAGUGGCCGCCAGAAGUUGAGUGGCCAUUGAGACUGUGUAAAAAAAUAGAACAGGAGAGACGUAUGGGAAAGCGUCUAAACAUCAUAAUCGUGGCCGAAGGGGCCAUCGAUCGCGAGGGCAAAGUAGUGACGGCCGAAAUGGUUAAGGAUGUG